Molecule: messenger RNA, 2310 nt
Organism: Symbiodinium necroappetens
Lineage: Eukaryota; Dinophyceae; Suessiales; Symbiodiniaceae
Source: the annotation of a GenBank genome assembly
AUGCCCCAGGGAUGUGCUUCUUGGCAGCGCACUGCGCUGAUGAUUGCCGCACGUCAUGGGCAGCACGAUGUGGUGGUCCGUGCGCUCGAAACUUCUUGUUCGCAGCCUCAGCUGGAUGUAGUGGACGAGCACGGCAACACAGCGGUCAUGAUCGCUGCUCGUGAAGGCCAUCAAAAGGUAGUGGAAGCCAUAGUUGCGGCAGGGGCGGAUCUCUCGAUCAAAAAUCUUGCGGGACAGACGGCAGCUGAGAUUGCCAAAACGGAGGAGAUCCGCGCCGUCAUCGCGAAAGGCGAAGCGCAAGCUGAGGCGAUCUUGAGGUCUAUCCUGGCAAUGGGUGGUGCAGAGACGGAAGCUGUGAGCAAGUCAUCUGGCUUGGGCCUUGGGCACUCGUCACUCAGCGACACUCAGCCUGCUGCACAAGCUCCGAAUUUCGCACUGCAGGCCUUCCACAGCUACCCAAAGAGCUGGCCGCGCUUGCUGCGGGCAUGGAUGUCAAGUUUUGUGCCGAGAGUCCUUUUUGAGAUAAGCGGACAGCUUCUGGUAGGUGCUGUCUGGCCAGGAAGCGAUACAACUACAAUCUUGUCGAUACAGUCUGAUCUGAGAACCAUGCAGACGUGUCGUUCCGCUUUGCUGUCGACUCGCCUGGUCGAGAGUUUUUCCGACGCUGCGUGUCUCGUGGCUGAGCCUAAAAACUGUGCAGGCCGGAUCGACGGCAGGCCGCGGGCCUUGGUUGUUCAUCCCAGGCUUCCAGGGGCGAAGGAAGCACUGUUGUCAUGGGAUGCAUCAGAGGCAGUUUCGUUGGCAAGAGCUGCUGGCUGGGACACUGGGGCACCCUGGCAAGACACAGGUGAGGUGGCAACUUCUUCAAGCGAGGAGGAAGACUCCAACGAGCUUUCGGGCGAUGCUGAUGCCAUCGACGACAUCGGUGCCUACAUUGCCAGGCUGGAAAGAGUUGACCCACGCUUCUUUUUCCACCUCAAGGAGCUUUGCCGCGUGGCGGUGCAGGUCGCGCGGCAUGGAGCUGAUCUCCUUUUCGUGAAUGCCUCCUUGUCACCCGUUCAGCAAAGACAUUUGGAGGCUGCCAUGGACCUUGCCUGGCAUGCCCAGCGGCGGCAGCAGAAAUACGACAUGGGCGCCUCCGACAUCAACCAGUCAAGAAUCGCCGUCUUUGAUCGUGCACGAGUGGUCUUGGCCAUCUUUGCGAGAAGAGCCUCCUCGACAGUAGCAAGAUUGGGCAUUGAGCUGGCAGAGGCCCAGGAGGUGAAGGCCAAGCUCGGGGCUGGGAUGGUGUCGGGAGUGACAUCGCAAUUGCAGCAAGUUGCUCAUGCACUUGGCAGACUUCCAGGAUGUGACAAAUUGGCCCUUCUGCCACGAAGUGGGGGUGCACGUGGUGUCACAACUUCGUUCACAUCGUCCCCGCAGAUCACGCGGCAGAAGCAGCAGCGGGCCAUCGACGAGAAGCGGAGCCGGCUUCGCGAGGAGAUUGCGCGACUGCAAUCGGCUCGUGGUAGCCGCCGUCAGCAGCGUGCACGUGACGAGAGACAAACGAUUGGUCUGGUGGGUUAUACCAAUGUUGGAAAGAGCGCAAUCGUCAAUCGUCUCACAAGCUCCGAUCUCCUCGUGGAGGACGGUGUUUUCGUAACCCUGGAUGUGGCAUCCCGUCGCUGCGUGCUGCCAUCUGGCCGGGAGUGCUACGUGUUGGACUCCGUCGGCUUGAUUCAGGGCUUGCCGAUUAAUGUUUGUGAAGCCGUACAGGCGACCGUGCAGGAGAUGCAUGAAGCAGAUGUGGUUCUGCACGUGCGGGAUAUUGCACAUCCUGCCCGAGAGGAGCAGGCUGAGUUGGUGCGUGAGGUGCUGGCAGAUGCGAAGAUAGACAUGGACAGGGUCGUCGAGGUUUGGAACAAAGCAGACCUAGUGAUGCAGAAGGAGGUGCGCCACCUCCAUUAUCUGCACCAACAGAAGGACCCAACGCCAGUUUACACAGUCAGCGCCCUGACAGGCUCCGGUUUCCCCAAACUCUUGGAUGGCUUGCAGAAAAUGAUGGAGGACUUGGCAAUCAAAGCUGUGCCUGGUUUCCAGUCCUCCACCGCUGUUCAGGUUCCACAAAGCGGAUGGUGCACUGUUCGGAUGCCGCAAGAUCUGUCCAAGAGUCAGGCUUCCGAUCUGUGGGCUUUCCUCCACAGCGACGCAGCUGCAGAUACAUCAGUCAACACUGAUGAGGUCACAGGAGAAGUCCUGGUCACGGUCCGAAUGAGCGAUUCUGCAAGAGCCAGGUUUUUGAAGAGAUUCGGACCUGGCAUGCUCACCUGA